This is a messenger RNA of Grosmannia clavigera kw1407, 3750 nucleotides long. Its product is annotated as pap 25a associated domain family protein. Gene Ontology annotation, molecular function: nucleotidyltransferase activity. The record is from RefSeq and is a predicted model, not a curated record. The coding region runs from base 1 to 3750 and encodes 1249 amino acids. NCBI's taxonomy places the organism in Eukaryota, Fungi, Ascomycota, Sordariomycetes, Ophiostomatales, Ophiostomataceae. Gene Ontology annotation, biological process: RNA 3'-end processing. The transcript is spliced from 4 exons.
AUGGGGAAAGAAACGGCCCAGAAGGCGGUUGCCGCAGCCAAGCAGAACCAGCACGGCCAAAACGGUCAACACGGCCAGCACGGCCAGCACGGCCAGCACGGCCAGCAGAAUGGUGCUGCUGACCACCAGCCCCGUGCUGCUGCUGCCUUACGCUCGCAGCAACAACAUCGGCCGUCAAAGUCCCCCAAGCCCCAUACCAAAGCCCCGCUGACCCAGGCGAGCUCCGUCCCAUCCACGCCGCACCAGCACGCCCGGAACUUCUCCUUUGAGUCUCGCGAGCCCUCGCCGAAUGCAACGCAAAACCACUCGCCGCGGUCUGCCUACUCCGAGACGAACGUGGCCGUGCCCUCGCUGCGUCCACUGCCUCCACGCUACGGCGGCUGCAUCUACGAGACCGCCCUGGUUCGUGGGCGCCGUCGUAUGGCCUACAGCCUCGGCACCGAUCGUCUCGAGAACGUCAGCCUUGACAAGAUCAAGAGUCAGCUGUCUGAGGAUGAGGAGCAGACGCUGACCAAGGAGAUGGGCGAGCUGUAUGCCCGGCUAAGACCGAGCGAUGAGAAACAGGAGCACCGCGAGCGGUUUGUUCAGAAGCUGGAGACGAUUUUCAACGAAGAGUGGCCGGGCCACGACAUUCGUGUUCACAUCUUCGGCUCGUCAGGCAACCGGUUAUGCUCUGACGACUCUGACGUGGACAUUUGCAUUACGACGAAAUGGAAGGAGUUGGAGAAUGUGUGCAUGAUUGCCGAGCUCUUGGCAAAACGUGGUAUGGAAAAGGUUGUGUGUGUGUCGUCUGCCAAGGUUCCGAUCGUCAAGAUCUGGGACCCGGAGCUCAGCCUCGCCUGCGACAUGAACGUCAACAACACCCUUGCUCUGGAGAACACACGCAUGGUUCUGACCUAUGUCGGAAUUGACGAACGCGUACGGCCGCUGGCCAUGAUCAUCAAGUAUUGGACGCGACAAAGGAUCAUUAAUGAUGCUGCUUUCGGAGGAACACUCAGCUCAUACACAUGGAUAUGUAUGGUGAUCUGCUUCCUUCAGCUUCGAAAAGUCCCCAUCCUGCCCUCGCUGCACCAGCGACAAGAAGACAAGCUUCCACGACCAGACGGCCAGCUCUCGGACUUUGCCGAUAACCUCGGCAAACUACAAGGAUUCGGUCGUGGGAACACGGAGACUUGGGGGCAGCUACUCUUUCACUUUUUCCGCUUCUACGCCUACGAGUUCGACUACGACAAGAACGUGUUGUCUGUCCGGCAAGGGAAGUUGAUGACUAAGACGGAGAAGAAGUGGCACACGGCUCUGAACAACAUGCUCUGUGUUGAGGAGCCCUUCAACACGGUACGCAACCUGGGCAACACGUCGGACGACACGUCAUUUCGAGGGUUGCACCAGGAACUGCGGAGAGCGUUCGGCCUGAUUUCGGAGGCCAAGCUCGGCGAGUGCUGCGAGGCGUAUGUGUUUCCGAAAGAGGAGGAGAGGGUUUUCCAGAAGCCAUCACAGGCACCACGCCCGGUGAUGCUGCGCAGCUCGUCGCAGCAGCAUGGCGGCCGGGGUGGACGUGGCGGUAGCUUCCGGGGUAACAGACAGUACCGCAACGGGAACAACAGCCGGAGGGCCUCUUCAGGCGUGACGUACGACAACAGCGCUAUGUAUAUUCAGCAGCCAGCGGCCAUGCUGCCGAUGCAGUGGUUCCAGCAGCAGCAGGUUGCACAGCAGCAGGUGCACCAGCAGCAGCAGCAGCAGCAGCAGCAGCAGCAGCAGCAGUCGGGAAACCAGGCACAGCAGCAACAGCAAGCUCAGCCACAGUACCUCUACCAUCCGGACAUGUUGGCGGCCCCUCUGAGUGCGCUGCAGCUGCAGCAAGGCUACUCGUUCUACACGCAAGCCUUUGUGCAGCAACAGCACGCCCUGGCCCACGCGCAGAGGAUACAGCAGCAAGGAGGCUCGCCUUCGGCUACGGAUCGAUCGCGAACAAACUCGUUUGACAACCCGCCUCUGACAACGCCGGUUCGGCAGGACUUGUACAUGUAUCCGGUGCCGUUCCAGCAGUCGUUCUUUGCCAUGCACCCGGCAGGCUUCACCACGCUGCCGUCGUCGCCGAGCGCCGGAGCACCGGCCGAGUACCGCAGGAGCUAUCGGACGGGGCAGGCGUCUGAUGCAGCAUCACCCACAGGCACUCUGCGGUCGCAGUCCCAACCAGCGUCUAGAACACCAAUGCCAGGAAGCCAGUCGCACGGAAGCCCGGUGGUUGCUACUCAGCUCAACGGAAUCGCGCAGCCCAACGGCAGCCGAGUGCCAAUCAACUUCUUUCCGGACGAAAGUGCGGACUCGGAGGUCGACGAUGCAGCCAGCAAGCACGUGUCAGACUGCCACUCGUCGGAAGAGGAGAACGGGCAGUACGUUGGCUACUACGUCAAGGAGAGCAGCAGCCCGGUGAAGACCAGCGCGGCCAACUUGUCGGUCGAUAUAGCGUUUGGCGACAUGGGCCAGUCUGGCGGCAAUGGCGGCCAUGGGCGCCGCCGACUGUCAACUGACCUGCCACAGACGGUCCUGGACAGGCGGAUGCGACGGGCAUCAUCGCGGUCACCGUCUCCACUAGGCCACGGCCGGGCCUUCUCCGUCGGCAACAGCACGAUACCACUGCAGGCGGGGCAGUUUCUGCCAGUGAUGGGUGCGCGUACCAGCAAGGACAGCCGGUCUCCGUUGGUGGUGGACGGGUCGAUCAACAAGCCGACGUCGUUGAAUCUGUCGAGCCUGCUGGCCGGCUCCAGCGGACAGAGCACGCAGAGCGGACCUAGUGCGUCGUCGCGCCAGCCGUCGACCAGCGAGAGCGUGAUAUCGGAGGAGGCAGCGUCGAGCUCUUUUGCAGGAUCGGACAUGCUCAGCAUGUCGUACACCUCUCACGGACUGGGGAUCAGCGGCCAGGGAAUAUACUCAGACCAGCCGCUGACGGCAAGCCCGGGACCGCAGCGACAGGCAACGCCGCCGCUGGUCGACACUCCUCUGCAUCUGCCUGUGCCUGGGCGGUCACCUCUGGUGGUGGACGGAUCGAUAUCAGCCGUAUCCUCGCCGCGGUCGCAGCAGACAGCACCGGACACGCAGUCGUUCCACCAGCGCAUUGUGGCGAUGAACGGAUUCAGCUCGGCGCAGUACGCAGCUAUUGCGGGUUACAGCAACGCCAAUGCGGCAGCACAGCUAGCAUCAUCGACACGGGCGAGGACCAUGACGCGGCAGCAGCCGAAAGGCAUCGCGCCCCUGGAUCUGGCGCUGCCAGACCACUCGCUGAACGCAGAGAUGCAACACCUGUCUCCGGUGUACGAGCAUCGGACGCCGUCGCCGACGGCCGUGCGCCGAUUCGACAGUCAGUUCAAUCGGAUAGCGCAGAGCACAGACGCAUUUCCGGCGGCAGCCGGUGCGUACACAGCGUCCUUUGCUUCGCAUGCGAAGAACGUCAAGCACGGGCGAAAAGACACGGCGGUCAAGGGUGCCGUGAAGGGGGUUCCUGAGGGCAGCACAGGGGUGGCGCAGCCACCGAAUCAGCAGCAGACGCAGCCACGGGUCAACGGGACGAGCGGCGGGGGACAGAACGGCCAUGUGCGGUCUGCCAAGAGCGAGAGCGGCGACAUGGUGGGUGGCGGGGCGUGGCAGAAGCCGAAGACGCGGAAGAAGACGGGCGACCUUAAGGCGAUGGCGAACGGGCAAGUUUCUGGCGAGCAGCUGCCAAAGAGCGAGUCGGAACGCAAGGGAGGCUGA